Closterium sp. Naga37s-1 is the source of this 1836-nucleotide messenger RNA. Lineage: Eukaryota; Viridiplantae; Streptophyta; Zygnematophyceae; Desmidiales; Closteriaceae. The record is from the annotation of a GenBank genome assembly.
CUGCAGGUGAAGCUGCGGCAGUACCACACGUACCGCCGCGAGUGCCUCCACCGCGAGCCCCUCGACCUCCUGCGCUCCACCCUGCUGGCCGGCAAGCCCACCGCCUGCCGCUACCUCAUCUACUACCACUCCUCCGACGGCCAGGGCAACCGGAUUCUCUCACUCGUUUCUUCCUUUGCCUACGCGCUGCUGACCGAUCGGAUCUGCCUGUUGAGCUCUAAGAGUGGGCCCGCUGCUGUGCUGUGUGAACCGUUUGAGCAUGGCGAGUCGUGGGUGCUGUUUGGGCGCGAGGAGAAGCUGGAGGAGCAUCAUGCGCAGGUGCUGCGAGUGAAGGUGGCCAGGGAGUGGCGGGAGGUGAGGCAGGGGAGGGAGAAGAUGGGGAAGAAGGGAGGUGGGCGGAGGAGGCUGGUGGAAGGGUUGGUGCAACGGCAAGAGCAAUGGUUAGGGGAAUGGCAAGAGCAGUUGGGAGGGGAGCGGCAUUUGCUGCAAAACAUAAAUCCAAACACGCCAGCCCCACCAUCACCACCAACAGCGCCGCUACCACCACCACCACCACCGCCAUUAGCAGCAACAGUUUUGGCACCCGCCUCUCCAAUGUUUCCUCCCUUAAUGCCCCCAUCACUUCAAUCACCACCCGUACCUCCCCCUCCCCCUGCACCCCCACCCCCACCGAUUCUUCGCAUGCCAUUCCCACCACUGCCAACCACUGCACUGCCACCACCACCAACAAUGCCACCAACGCCAUUUCCAACGCCACCACCAGCAGAGGCAGCUGCAGUAGCACGCCCCCCACCCCCUGCAGCAGCACCACCCCCUCCCCCAACCCCACCACCACCCUUACCUCCUCCUCCUCCCCCCCCACUAUCCAAAACGCCAGCAGAAGGGGAGGACGAAAACCCCCCUAUUCCUCCGUCGCCCCCAUCCCUCCCACGCUCCCCCAUUUCCUCCGUCAUGAGUCCCUUCUCCAUUUCCCUCUCAUCCCCCCCACGUAACCCCUCGUAUCCUCUCCCCCUCCCCUCCAUACACUCCAGCUUUGCCGUCGUCUGCCUCUCCGCCACUAGCCCUCUCCCGCUCACUUCCUUCCCCAUUCCCCCCAACCCCAACAAUCCCCCUCACCCUUCCCCCAGUCUAAAGCCCUUCCGAUCCCUCGCCCGCCUCCUCCUCUUCCCCCGCAACCGCAUCUGGGCGCAACUCACCCACCGCUUCCACUCCCUCAUCACCCCCGCGCACGCGCGCAUCGGUCUGCAGGGCCGCUUCCCCACGCACGUGAACGAAGUGACAGGCAACAUGAGUGCAGUGCGAGUGAGUGUGGGGCAUGACGUCACACAUGCUGCCAUGGGUGUGAAACUACCGCCCAUCAACACCACCUCUGCUGGUUCUCCUUCUAUUGCGUCUCCCGCUACUGCUCCUGUGCCCACGUCUCCAGAUGCAGCCAGCAGCAGCAGCGGUGGCACAUUAGACGCCCACGUGCACAUAGUCCAGCUGACGAUCGACGAGAAGCAGAACAAUGGCGACAAGGCCGGAGUGGACCGAGCAAUGGUGGACAUCUACACGCUCGCGCUCUUCUCCGACGCCCUCAUCAUCUCCGAGGUCUCCACCUUCGGCUACCUCUGCGCCUCACUCUUCGGCGUGCCCCGCAUCACGUUCGUCAGUGCCAUGUGCAAGCGAGUGCCGCCCGAGCCGUGUCUGCACUUCCCUCCGGGGAACGAGCACUGUCCGGACGGGCAGGCGCGGGUGCUGGAGCAGGUGUUGGCUCAGGACCCGCAUGUGCCGCUCAUGCACUGCGUGGAUGUGAGAAAUGGGCUCACAUUCAAGCCUCUUGAAGGGUGGGAGUAG